AUGAAAUCAACAAGUAAUCGGUACUUGUUGAUAUUCUAUUCUUUAUUAGUGAUAUUCAUUUUUCAAUCAUGUGAUGCAUUACCGACCAUUAACAGUGUCGAAAAUACAGGUCAAACCAUUUCAAUUUAUGGUGCAGACUUUGGAAAUGCCAUCAACGAGGUGACAAUCACCUUUAACACCCAAUCAUUGCUUGAAUUACCUCCUACUAGCCUUGUCUCUAAUGGAUUGGUAAUCAUUACACCGGCUGUCCCCAUUUUGAAUGGUCAAGUGAUGGUAGCUGUCGCUGGAUGGGAAUCCAACUAUUAUCCAUUCACUCUAAAGCCUGUCAUUUCAAUGGGUAUUCGUCCAAACACGCUUGGUGGUAUUGCUAGUUUUCAAGGUUCAUGUUUAAAUAAAUUUAGAGCAAAUGGACAACUUACCAACUUUAUACUUACUAUUGGUGGUAAUGUGAUUAGUAACAGUGUUUUAACCUAUAGUACCGAUGGCACCUAUUUUAAUAUGACUGGGGUGGGAAAGGGUAGUGGUUUGAUCGCAUCAACACUUUCAAUUGACGGUGUAGUUACAUCUUUUAACAUGACCUAUGCUGCACCGACCAUGACAAAUGUAGCAACCUCUAUUAAUGUGAUGGCAGUAAUGGGUACAAAUUUUGGUAAUGUACCACAACUCAUAUCGAUGCAUUCUGUCAACUAUCCAAACAUUACGUUCCCCGCAACGUCGAUUGGUCAAGACAGCCUUACUUUUUAUGCCACUAUACCCGAUUGGGCCUGGACAGACUACUACUAUGUCAAGGUGAAUGGACAAGUGAUGUCCAAUGCACCACGUCUCAUUGGAUUCACUCCAUUCAUCAGUGGCGCCGACAAGAUCCCCACCGUCGGCGGUGCUGUUACCAUCACUGGUACAGUGUUGAGCCAUCCCACACUGCCACAGUUGGUCAAGUUCCAAGGUAUCUCAUGUCCAGUCCUCUUUGGAAAUGGAAGUAUGAUCGUGGCUGUCGCUCCUGCGGGAGGUGGAUCGACUAUUGAAGUGACUGUUUUCUCAAGUCAACCUUUUUACACAUCCUACUAUACCCCCAUCAUCGAUUCGGUUACUCAACAAGACAGUGGUCAAUUGGUUAUUCUAGGUCAAUACUUUGGCACACCGCUAAGUGUCAUGGUUGGCGGUGUACUCUAUUUGUCGUUGGUCUCUAAAAAUGCCCAGCAGACUAAUUUGACCAUUGUCCCAUCCCCAGCAUCAAAGAAUGGAGCUGUCAAGAUCGUUGUUUCCGAUCUUGUAUCCAACGAGUAUUCAUUUACUUUGAGACCUAUUAUCACGUCUGUCACAUCGGCCAACACGGCUGGUGGUCAGGUCACAAUUACCGGUAGUUUCCUCCAUAGUCUUCGUCAAGAUGGUACCACUGCACCCGUCUCUAUUGCUCUUGGUAGCACUGUGCCGACCGCUGUAACAAGCUGGGCAAAUGAUACGGGUGCCUACCUUGUCGUCAAUGUCGCCGCGGGAGUUGGUAAGGACCUUCCAGUCUUUGUCACAGUCGACGGUAAGCAAUCCAACCAAGGCAACUUUAGCUACAGCCCUCCCACCAUCACCUCUGUCACCCAGACGAGCACUGGCAUCAUUAUGAAUGGUGCCAAUUUUGGUGUGUCCUCUAGCACCACCACACCCAUUGUCAACAACAAGGACUAUACCCAAGCCACCUUGGCAGUCACCCAAACAGCCAUCACCGUCACCUUGGGUGCCGGCGAAAAGAAUGGUUACGUCAGCGUUGUUGUAGGUGGGCAAUUGGCCACCACCAAUCUCACACUUGAACUCAUCCCACUCAUCUCAUCCAUUGGCUCUAUAUCAUUGUAUGGUGGUAGUCUUGUCAUCUUUGGAAGAUACCUCAAUAACCAAGACUACCUUGGUAACACUAUACCGCUAUCUGUCAAGCUGUCAGAUACCCCAUGCACCAAUCCAGUCUCUUUAAUUGCUGGCCAACUAAAUUGCCAAUACCCAUCAGGUCUUGGAGGUGCAGAUGCGAGUAUUGUUCUCAUGGUUGGAACCCAACAAACCAACAAGUUGGUUUCUUUCCCAGCACCAACACUAACUUGGAUCUCACCUACCCAGGAUAUAUCAGAUGACAGCAUAACGAUGCAAGGUUCUAAUUUUGGAACACGUACAGACAAGAUUGUCGUUUUAAUUGGACAGGAACAAGGUACCAUCACUGGAUUAGCAACCGACUCGCUUGUCUUUAAAAUCUCCCCCACUAGUAGAUCAGGGCCUGCUAAAAUAAUUGUAUUUGGUCAAGACUCUAACCCCCUGCAAGUGGUCAUUUCACCCAAUAUUACCUCUCUUGACAAGGUCACUACUGCAGGUGGAACCAUCUCUAUUCUUGGUCAACAUUUUAAUAAGCUGCGAGUCAACGGUACACAAUCAACCAUCACCAUACAACUCAACUCUAAUACACCUUUAUCCACUGGUAUAGUUGUCCAAAGUACCGAGUUAAUCGAGUAUGUUUUACCAGCUGGCACUGGUAAAGGUCAGACACUCAUAUUGUCAAUCGAUGGUCAAACAUCGAGCAUUACAUUCAAUUACCCAGCCCCGGCUCUAUACAAUGUGAACCAAGUUCAACUACAAUCAUCAACACACUAUUCAACAAGACUAACUAUCUUUGGUUCAUCGUUUGGUACCAACAUUGACAAUGUUCAAUUAUUGUUCAAGAAUCAACCGGCAGCUGUAUUUGGACUGAUUACCUUCCUCAUGGAUGGUAUCAUCCAAGUAUCUCUACCAAACUUUGCAAAGAAUGACAAGAUCCUUGUCAACGUGUCUGGUCAACUGUCAAAUGAGUUUGAUUUUGAACUGUACCCAAUAUUGAAAUCUAUUACAUCGGCCGACUCUGUUGGAGGGGAAAUUACAAUUGGUGGACUUUAUUUAAAUAAUCAAAACGCUACUGGUGCACCAUUGACCAUUACAGUCAUGUUUCCUGGUAAUAAUCCAUGUACCAAUGUGCAAAAGAUUGCAGAUGAUCAAGACAUGUCCUAUAUUACUUGUAAUGCACCGGCGGGUACUGGAAUGGCCAAUAAUGUUGUAGUGACGGUUGGAUCUAACCGUGCCGAUAAUAUCAACUUUGCAUAUGGUGCACCUGUCAUCUCCUCUCUUAUUGUCAGCAAUACCAAUAGAGUUUCGAUAGUUGGAAAGAAUUUUGGUUCCCAGCAAUCGGGAGUGACAGUCUUUCUUACAGACGUAUCUCUACAAUUCACACAUGUCAACAGCACACUGCUCACAUUUGUUUCAGAUGGAGCUACCAAAAACGGACCAAUCUCUGUUCAAGUCAGUGAUGGUAGAUACUCUAAUCCAGUCGAAUUACAUUUGACACCAAUCAUUACAUCAGUUUUGAAACCCAUUAAAACCAGUGGUGACCAAUUGACCAUUGUCGGCUCGUUUUUGAGUGAAACAAGAUUCAAUGGAGCACCAACCAAUAUAGCAAUAGUCAUUGACCAAAAUCAACCAUGUACCAACCCAGUUGCAGAUGCCGAUGAUUAUUCAUCGAUCGUUUGUACUGCACCUCAAGGCUCUGGUACCAAUCACAUUGUAAGCGUUUAUAUUGAUGGUGUUCAAUCAUCGCCAUCAUCCAUUCCAUUCUCUUAUAUUGCACCUUCAAUCAGUGGUAUCACUCAAUUGGCAAGUAGUAACCAAUUAACAAUCUAUGGCGCAAAUUUUGGCGGGGAUCUAUCAAAGAUAUCAAUCAACAAUGAUAUCCAAAUCGUAUCAAUUACCAACCCAACCAUGCUCAUUGCAACACUAUCGAGUUUGUCCAAAAAUGGAAAUGUUAGAAUUGUAGUGGAUGGACAAACAAGUAACGACUACUUAUUCAAUAUUAAAUCAUUGGUUACAUUGAUUUCAUCGGCAUCACCAUACGGGGGUGUUGUUGAGAUUACAGGUAAUAGGCUUUGGACCGUCAGAUCAAAUGGUACAUUUACAGAUAUUGUCAUCAAGAUUGGAGGUUAUCCAUGUACAAACAUAUCUCGUACGCCCAAUAAUGAUGAAGAUGGAACAAGUAUUCAAUGUACUAUUGGAGCUGCAAGUUUAUAUCAACAGGCUCCAACAAUAUCAAUAGAUUCUGUUGUUUGUGAUAUUGGGUCGGUAGAAUAUACUUCCAAAGAACCAGUUGUCACAUCAAUUGAUUCCACCUAUUUCCGUGUUCCAGGCCAAGUCACCUUGCAUGGUGACCAUUUCUUUGACCCCGUUUCUAUUGAAAUUGGAGGUGACACUUGUUUCAAUCAAGAAAUAGUCGAUCGAUACACUGUUACUUGUUACUAUGAUAGUUUGAUUGGGAGCAAUAGUAGUCAAGCCUUGAAUGUAUAUGUGGGAUCUGGAGAUCUAGAAGUCACACUGUACGGAAUCUACAAAUACCGUAUAUUGGACUGCCACAACGAUUGUUCAUCAAAGGGACAAUGUUUGGUAUCGUCGGGCCAAUGCAAAUGUGACCAAGGAUACACUGGAUCAGAUUGUUCAAUCCCUUUCACGGCAUCAAUCACCAAUACCCCAACCACAACAGUAUCUGGUGGUUCAUUUGUAGCAUACAACAGUACCGUUGAAUUCCUGUUAUCUCAUAUCCAAGAAAUCAGAGACAAUGGAACAGUCGUCAAGACCAUUUCACUGGUUGGUGCCAAAUGGGAUAAAUUGAAUGAAAAUGGAACUGUCAUCACUUACAAUACUACAAGUGAAGAAUACAAUAUUGAACUUGUUGUUUCAUCAUCAAAUAGUAGUAGUGUAGUAUUUUUUGCAGGCGAAGAGAUCGUCAUUCCAUCCAGUGAUUCGAUCAAACAUAAUAUUAUUAUCAACCAAUAUUCUUUUGAAUCGUCGAAUUCAUCACUUGUGGUGAUUUAUCGAUUCACAUCGCCAAGUCAACUCGAAUAUGAUUGCGAUACUAAAGAUACGACCUACCAAUUUGACAGUUCAUCCGGAUCUUCAACAUUAAUCAAAUCGUAUAGUAUCGAUUCGCCAUUGGGAACAAUGAUGGCAUCGUUCAGUAAUCGUGCCAUACUCGAUAAUACCAAUACCAUUGUUACCUCGAUCCAAGCUGUUGCCUCGAUUGAUUCAUCUACUAAAUCAUCGGCAGGCGUUCAAUAUAUUGGCAUCCAAGUGCCAGCUUUUGAUCACUUUAUUGAAAUCGAUCCUGUAUUCUCUGCCACCCUCAAGACUGCUCCACCAACCAAAGAAUGCAUAGUAUCUGCAUCCUCUUCAUCAACUCCUUCCAUCUCCUUUGUAUUCUACUUUUCAUUUAUUAUAUUCUCAACAACAAUUGUUAUCUUUAAUAUCUUGUAG
Molecule: messenger RNA, 5298 nt
Organism: Cavenderia fasciculata
Lineage: Eukaryota; Evosea; Eumycetozoa; Acytosteliales; Cavenderiaceae
Exons: 3
Coding region: 1-5298 (1765 amino acids)
Source: RefSeq, a predicted model, not a curated record